AUGCCUCACGAGGUGAAACUCUCCGCGCCGCCUGUGGCGACCCUGUCAGCCCGGGAGAAGCCUAGCACGACCGAUCCGCCACAGCGUUCACCAUCCCUGCCGUACUGGCUGGUCAAUGUCCCGCGCGCCAAAUGGCCGACCGAGUGCCCUAGUUUCCUGCGCAACCAGUCCGAGAAGAACAUUGGCAUCCUCGCGACCCCGGACGAGGCGUAUGUUCCGCAAGGGUGGGAGGUGGUCAAGGAGAUCGUAGCGACCAACCGGAUUGAUCGGUUCCAGCGCCUCCCCAGUAGUCUGCGGAAGUAUCUGGAAUACAAGGAGCGCAUCGUGGCCGAGUAUGGCUCGAUCAUGCGGUUUAUCAUCAGGGAGCGUCUCCGCUGGGGAGAUGGAAAGGCCGAGGACCUGAAGGCACGGGGACGGCCAUUCGAGUUUGAGGAGGAUAUGCGGAUUCUCUACAAUGACUGGCCGUAUGGGGUCGAGGAGGGGAUUGUGCAUCUAGUGGUCUGGACCAAGUUCGCCCUGGAGGAUGACCCAGCAACGGGGGAUUUGACACCGCGCGCGAGACAGGAGAUUGAUGAUUAUGUGACGAAAGUGUUCCGAUCGCGGAUGCCCGCGGAUGAAGUGAUCUGGUUCCGAAACUGGCAGUCCCUCAAGUCCGUCCAUGCGGUUGAACAUUUCCAUGUCAUGCUCCAUCAUCCGGAUGAGGCGUUUCUGAAGGAGAUCACGCAGGGGGAUGUUCCGUUGCAUGCACGAGUGGAAGAGUAG
This is a messenger RNA of Aspergillus terreus NIH2624, 762 nucleotides long. RefSeq names its product GIG1 family protein. NCBI's taxonomy places the organism in Eukaryota, Fungi, Ascomycota, Eurotiomycetes, Eurotiales, Aspergillaceae. The record is from RefSeq and is a predicted model, not a curated record. Bases 1 to 762 code for a protein of 253 amino acids. The transcript has 4 exons. Gene Ontology annotation, cellular component: cytoplasm. Gene Ontology annotation, biological process: N-acetylglucosamine metabolic process.